UUUACUCCGGGAUCGCACGCACGGCCUGUCAUCGAUCACCGCCGGGAGGUCAGAGGUUAAUUUGCAGGACUGUCACCAUGUCACAAGCCGUGUCCGCUCCCGGGGGCGAUGUGCAAGACUCGGGGAUGGUGUGCGGGAGUCACCCGAAGGGUCGGCCACACUGCUCGUUUGAUUACCUGGUGAUCGGAGGAGGCUCGGGGGGGCUGGCCAGUGCCCGGAGAGCGGCGGAGCUAGGGGCCAGGGCGGCCGUGGUGGAGAGCAACAAGCUUGGGGGCACCUGUGUCAAUGUCGGCUGUGUUCCGAAAAAGAUAAUGUGGAAUGCUGCCUUUCACUCCGAGUACAUACAUGAUCAUGAAGACUAUGGAUUUCAAGUUUCAGAUGUGAAAUUUACCUGGAAGGUUAUUAAAGACAAACGAGAUGCCUAUGUAAGCCGCCUCAAUGACAUCUACCAAAAUAAUCUUAACAAGGCUCAAAUAGAGAUAAUCCGAGGUUAUGCAACAUUUACAUCUGACCCAGAGCCAACGGUAGAAGUGAAUGGUCGCAAGUACACAGCUCCUCACAUCCUCAUUGCCACAGGAGGCAAACCUUCAAUGCCAACAGAUGAAGAGGUACCAGGAGCAAGUUUAGGUAUUACGAGUGAUGGCUUUUUUGAACUUGAAGAAUUGCCUAAGCGGAGUGUUAUUGUGGGUGCUGGUUACAUUGCUGUUGAGAUAGCUGGCAUUCUUUCAGCUUUGGGAUCUAGAGCUGCUCUGCUGAUUCGCCAGGACAAGGUGCUGCGAACAUUUGAUUCCAUGAUUAGCACGAAUUGCACAGAAGAGCUUGAAAAUGCAGGCGUUGAUGUCUGGAAAUAUGCAGAUGUGAAAUCUGUUAAAAAGACUGAUAAAGGUCUAGAGGUCAGCAUACUGUGCUCAGUACCAGGACGCAAGCCAACAGUGAGAACAAUCCAAGAUGUUGACAGCUUACUGUGGGCUAUUGGGAGAGAUCCCAACACUGAGGGUUUGAACCUGGACAAUCUGGGUCUUCAGUUAGAUGAAAAAAGUCACAUUGUAGUGGAUGAGUUCCAGAACACCAGCCGAAAGGGAAUUUAUGCUGUAGGGGAUGUAUGUGGAAGAGCACUAUUGACACCGGUUGCCAUAGCAGCUGGAAGAAGAUUGGCCCAAAGAUUGUUUGACGGUCAAGAGGAUUCCAAGCUUGACUAUAACAACAUCCCCACAGUGGUCUUUAGCCAUCCUCCAAUAGGGACUGUGGGCAUUACAGAAGAGGAAGCAGUAAAGGCCAAGGGAAGAGAGAAUGUCAAGAUUUACACUACCUCUUUUUGACCAAUGUACCAUGCUGUUACCAGACGGAAAACAAAAUGCGUCAUGAAAUUGGUCUGUGUUGACAAAGAAGAAAAGGUGGUUGGCUUGCACAUGCAAGGACUUGGGUGUGAUGAGAUGUUGCAAGGAUUUGCUGUGGCCAUCAAAAUGGGAGC
Nanorana parkeri is the source of this 1471-nucleotide messenger RNA. It is a transcript of the gene GSR, whose product is annotated as glutathione-disulfide reductase. NCBI's taxonomy places the organism in Eukaryota, Metazoa, Chordata, Amphibia, Anura, Dicroglossidae. The record is from RefSeq and is a predicted model, not a curated record. Gene Ontology annotation, cellular component: cytosol; mitochondrion. The coding region runs from base 78 to 1319 and encodes 413 amino acids. Gene Ontology annotation, molecular function: glutathione-disulfide reductase (NADPH) activity; NADP binding; flavin adenine dinucleotide binding. The transcript is spliced from 13 exons. Gene Ontology annotation, biological process: cell redox homeostasis; cellular response to oxidative stress; glutathione metabolic process.